AAUAAAUCCGUGCUCCAGCCACGCUACCUCGCAGUAUCUUCUAGACAGUAUGGCUGUGCCCGGCGGAGGAUCGGUGAAGGAGGUGAAAUCCAUGGCGGAACUUGACAACACCGUCGGUGAGGGUGUCCCGGUGAUUCUGCACUUCUGGGCUUCGUGGUGUGAUGCCUCCAAGCACAUGGAUCAAGUGUUCUCGCAUCUCUCCACAGAUUUUCCUCUCGCGCGCUUUCUUAGGGUACACUUUCUCCUCACUUCUGUUCCUUACUCCAUGUAUAUUGCUAUAUCCUCCACUUGUACUGCUCUUUAUCCUUCUGAUUCUGAAAUUGAAACGAUUCCCUCAAUUUUUGUUCGAGGGUAUAGGAAAAUGUGCUAUCCUGAGGUAGAGGCUGAAGAACAACCUGAAAUUUCUGAGAAAUACUCGGUUUCUGCUGUGCCCUUCUUUGUAUUUUUCAAGAAUGGCAAGAUGGUCGAUACACUGGAAGGUGCGAACCCUUCCAGUCUGGCCAACAAGGUUGCUAAAGUUGCAGGGUCGAUCAAACCUGGAGAACCCGCAGCCCCCGCUAGCCUCGGGAUGGCCGCUGGCCCCACAGUUCUCGAGACUGUUCAACACCUGGCACAAGAAAACAGUGCAUCUCAGAAAACCAUCCAAACUGCUUCUCCCAGUGCAGAUAAUAAUAAUAAUAAUAAUGCCCUGACAGAUAGACUCCACAAGCUAGUCACCUCUCAACCAGUCAUGCUCUUCAUGAAAGGUAGCCCAACGGCCCCCAAGUGCGGGUUCAGCCAGAAAGUAGUCGAUAUACUGAAGAAAGAGAAUAUUCCAUUUGGAAGCUUUGAUAUCCUGACAGAUAACGAAGUCCGUGAGGGGCUCAAGAAAUUCUCAAACUGGCCCACAUUCCCCCAACUCUACUGCAACGGGGAUUUGCUCGGUGGCUGUGACAUAGUGAUUGCAAUGCAGCAGAACGGGGAGCUCAGGGAUAUCUUCCGUGACCAGGGAAUUCAAGAAAAUAAUUCAGGCGGGCCCAAGCCCGAAAGUGGGAAGGGUGGAAUUUCUGAGCCUUCGGGCCUGAGUGCAGCUCUCAGGGCCCGUUUAAGCAAGCUGAUCAAUUCGGCCCCAGUCGUGCUUUUCAUGAAGGGAAAGGCCGACGAGCCGCGGUGUGGGUUUAGUCGUAAGGUGGUCGACAUACUUAGACAGGAGAAAGUCGAGUUUGAGAGUUUCGACAUUCUUUCGGACGAUGAAGUCCGUCAGGGGCUGAAAGUGUAUUCCAACUGGUCGAGCUACCCUCAGCUCUACAUAAAGGGGGAGCUCGUGGGAGGGUCGGACAUUGUGCUCGAGAUGCAGAAGAGUGGGGAGCUAAGGAAGGUUUUGGGGGAGAAGGGUAUUCCUUUUGGGGAGACUCUUGAGGAUCGGUUGAGAAAGUUGGUAAAUUCGUCGGAAGUGAUGUUGUUCAUGAAGGGUAGCCCGGAUGAGCCCAGGUGUGGGUUCAGCUCGAAGGUGGUGGGUGCUUUGAAGGAAGAGGGAGUGGAGUUUGGUUCAUUUGAUAUUCUGGGGGAUGAGGAGGUGAGGCAAGGGCUCAAGAGUUACUCGAAUUGGCCUACUUUCCCCCAGUUGUACUACAAAGGGGAGUUGGUUGGGGGCUGUGAUAUCGUGAUGGAGUUGCGCGGUAGUGGUGAGCUGAAGAGUACGUUGUCCGAGUGAUUAUUGCUUUUGCUUGUUGUUUCUGAAUUUGGCUUNUUGAUGUUUUCU
Molecule: messenger RNA, 1741 nt
Organism: Striga asiatica
Lineage: Eukaryota; Viridiplantae; Streptophyta; Magnoliopsida; Lamiales; Orobanchaceae
Source: the annotation of a GenBank genome assembly